Molecule: messenger RNA, 5250 nt
Organism: Podarcis muralis (Common wall lizard)
Lineage: Eukaryota; Metazoa; Chordata; Lepidosauria; Squamata; Lacertidae
Gene: GALNT7
Product: polypeptide N-acetylgalactosaminyltransferase 7
Biological process (GO): protein O-linked glycosylation
Cellular component (GO): Golgi apparatus
Molecular function (GO): polypeptide N-acetylgalactosaminyltransferase activity
Source: RefSeq, a predicted model, not a curated record
UAAAGUCAACCUGAAGCAACCCUUCGGGCUGUAAAGCAGCCACGUGGAGCCUUUGCUUCUGGGGGUGGCGGCGGCGGCGGCCGUGGCGACUUCCUGCUUCAUUUUAGCAAGCUGGGCUGAAUAUUAGCAAGGAAGAAGAGAGCGGUGGAAAAAAGGGGGGGAGUGAAGACUCAACACGGGAGAUACAAAGAGAACAGGAAAAACCAGAAAGCGGGGCGUGUUGGAGGGGGAGAGAGAAAAGAGGUUCUUUAAAAAAAAGAAAAAGUUUUUGGGGGGGUUUGCAAGGAGAGAGUAGAGCGAGCAGCAGGAGUCGAGGAAGGGGAGGAGGCGGCGGCGGCAGCAGCAGCUCGAAAAAGGCUGAGGGGAGGAGUGAGGAGAAGCGAAGCUGCAGGGAGGGAGCGCGAGUGCGAGCGAGGCUCGGCGCCAGGCGCCUGCUGCCUCGGAGAGAGAAAGAGAGAAGGAGAAAGGCGGCAGUACAGUAGUGAAAGAGGGAGGAGGAGGAGGGGAGGGAGGGAAGCCACGCAGAGCGCAGCUCGGCACAAGUGAGGAGCAACAACAGCAGUCGCCGGGAGGGGGUGGGAACGGCAGCGAGGAGCCCGGCGGCUUCGGCGGCGGCUUCGGGGAGCUCGUCGGGGGGCUGGCGCUGAGGAUGCGGCUGAAGCUGGGCUUCCUCUUGCGCGCGGUGCUGCUGCUCGGCUCCUUCCUGGGGCUGCUGCUGCUCUGGUCGUCGCUCUCGCCCCGCGCCGAAGACCCCAGCCCGGGGGACAGGAUCCGGGAUAACAAGGAAAACAGCAAUCUUUUGCCAAACAAUGGAGACCAUGGCCUGGUUCCUGGAAAUGACAAAUUCAAGCCUGUGUUACCCUGGCCUCACGUCGAAGGUGUGGAAGUAGACUUGGAAUCAAUUCGGCGGAGGAAUAAGGCCAAAAAUGAAGGGAAUCCUCUUGGUGGCAAUAAUGAUCAGCAGAACAUCAUGCAGCGACAGUAUCUCACAUUUAAGCCACAGACACUGAUCUACCGUGAUCCCGUAUUACGACCUGGAAUUCUUGGUAAUUUUGAACCCAAAGAACCUGAGCCUCAUGGAGUUGUCGGUGGUCCUGGUGAGGAAGCCAAGCCAUAUGUUUUAGGACCAGAGUAUAAAGAAUCUGUUCAAAGCAGCAUUAAGGAGUUUGGGUUUAACAUGGUAGCAAGUGAUAUGAUCUCACUAGAUCGAAGCAUUAAUGACUUGCGUCAAGAAGAGUGCAAGUACUGGCAUUAUGAUGAAAACCUGCUCACCUCCAGCGUUAUCAUUGUCUUCCAUAAUGAGGGGUGGUCCACACUCAUGAGGACAGUUCACAGUGUAAUUAAAAGAACUCCAAGGAAAUACCUGGCUGAAAUUGUAUUAAUUGAUGACUUUAGUAAUAAAGCACACUUAAAAGAAAGACUAGAGGAUUAUAUUAAGCAGUGGAAUGGCCUUGUAAAGAUUUUUCGAAAUGAAAGGAGAGAAGGUUUAAUUCAAGCUAGAAGCAUUGGAGCCCAGAAGGCUAAACUUGGACAGGUUUUAAUUUACCUUGAUGCCCACUGUGAGGUGGCAGUAAACUGGUAUGCAGCACUAAUUGCUCCUAUAGCUAAAGACAGAACUACAUGCACUGUGCCUCUAAUAGAUUACAUAGAUGGGAAUGACUAUUCCAUUGAACCACAGCAAGGUGGGGAUGAAGAUGGCUUUGCCAGAGGGGCCUGGGACUGGAGCUUGCUAUGGAAGCGUAUUCCAUUAAGCCACAAGGAAAAGGCAAAAAGAAAAUAUAAAACUGAGCCAUAUCGGUCACCUGCAAUGGCUGGUGGAUUAUUUGCCAUCGAACGUGAUUUCUUUUUUGAGCUGGGUCUCUAUGAUCCAGGUCUACAAAUCUGGGGUGGUGAAAACUUUGAAAUAUCUUACAAGAUUUGGCAAUGUGGAGGGAGGCUUCUGUUUGUGCCUUGUUCUCGUGUUGGACACAUUUAUCGUCUCCAGGGAUGGCAAGGGAAUCCACCUCCAGCAUAUGUUGGAUCAUCUCCUACUUUAAAGAACUACGUCCGAGUUGUGGAGGUCUGGUGGGAUGAAUACAAAGAUUACUUCUAUGCUAGUCGUCCUGAGACAAAAGCACUAGCAUACGGUGAUAUAUCUGACCUGAAGAAAUUUCGUGAAGAUCACAAGUGCAAAAGUUUUAAGUGGUUUAUGGAAGAAAUAGCUUAUGAUAUAACUUCUCACUAUCCUUUACCACCUAAAAAUCUGGAGUGGGGAGAGAUCAGAGGCUUUGAAACUGCUUACUGCAUAGACAGCAUGGGGCAUUCCAAUGGGGGCUUUGUGGAACUUGGACCAUGUCACAGAAUGGGAGGAAAUCAAUUGUUCAGAAUUAAUGAAGCCAACCAGCUCAUGCAGUAUGACCAGUGCUUGAGUAAAGGACCUGAUGGCACCAAAGUUAUGAUUACACACUGCAAUCUAAAUGAAUACAAGGAGUGGCAGUACUUCAAGAAUCUACAUAGAUUUACCCAUAUCCCUUCAGGAAAAUGUUUGGACCGUUCAGAAGUUCUACACCAAGUGUUUAUUUCAGAGUGCGACUCAAAUAAAGCAACACAAAAAUGGGAAAUGAACAAUAUCCUUAAUGUGUAGACAAAAUAAGCCCAGACCUACCUAUGACAAGUUGAAUUCAUAUAGGACUGAAGAUAGCCUGAAAACUGCUGCAACUAUUAACUUCGUACAGCUGCGAGCCUGGAACCUCUUGAUCUAGAUGAAGGACGUAGAUGGACAGUGAUAGAUUUAUCAACUUGCAGUUGAUGUUUACAAAAACUGCUCUUACCUUAAACUUUAAUAGAUGUUUACAUCUCUCUUUUUUGUUUCGUUUUUAGGAUGUUUUUGUUUUAUGGUGCGUUAGUUAAUAACUGAAUGUGCUUUUGACUUUGUUUCUCUUUUACUAGGAGCAAAGCUAAAAGCACCAACUUGGAUCUGUAGCGGGAAGUUGUUUGCAGUCAUGCAAAGGGUGCUUUUCUGCACCAUCUUCUGGUGACAGCCUCCACCCCAAAAGCCCCUCCUGAUGGCUGGAGGAACUUCUGGAAUGGCUUUUUGAGUGGCAUAAAGGGCUGCGAAUUGGCAGCUUCCCAUGUGUGCAUAAGUGCCAUCCACUUGCGCACAGGCAGGGGAAUUGGAUCCAAGCAUGUUGUUGUCUUCUUUGGGAUUACACUCAGGGGUCUGCAGGCAGUUUUUAUUUUUUUAAACACUCACACUUGAAAAAGGUUGGAGUAACCAGACUUUGCUAUAACGUGGUGAUUAUCAACCUGUUGUACGUUGUUUUGAUUUUACAUCUUACCAAGCACUGCCACAGGUUUUUUAGCCAGGGUGGCCUUCUUUCACAGUCAUGCUGCUUUUUUGAAAGGUGAAUUUUCAAUGUAUUUAGUGCCUCUUUAAUUUUUCCUCUGUAGUUCACAAGAAGAAGAAAAAUCAUCAUAGAACAAGUUAGUCAAAGUGUCUCCUUUUUUAAAAUAGGGAUGAGUUGGUAAAGCUCUUGUGGUUUAAGAUAUUGCCAAAUUUACAAUAACACUCCUUAUUUCAUAUGGUUAAGGGCAACAAAUUGAGACACAAGUCAUAACAGGGAUACUGUGAGAGGAACCUGAAAUAGUGAUGCUAAAGCUUCACUGGAACCUUUGGAAAGAAGGUUGUAGUUAGUAUAUACUUAGUAGCACUUAAAUCCAUGAGCCACUUGCGUAAAAUAGCAUUGAAGUAGCUUACAUCUUCUGUGUUACAGUAUAUAGCUGAAACUGAAAUUUAGCACUAAGUGAUGCAUUCAGUGGAAGUGAGCACUCCAAAUUGCAACUAAAAAAAAUUCAAGCACUAACUUCCCUGCUGUAUCAUGCCUUACGAAACUUCUGUAUAUGUCAAAAUUGAAAUAUGUGUACAUCUGCACAAUGUAGAACAGUAAAAUUGAUCCAAUUCACUUUCCUUGUGAUAAAUGGGAAUCUCAGAAGAACUGGAUUAAAAAAAAAGAAAUCAAAAUUAUUUUACAAGCACUCGGCAUGUAAAGGGAUAUUGUCAACUAGCUAAAGAUCCAUAUAUAGAUUAGAAAUGAGCAAAUGGGAAUUGAAGGUGAAUUCAAAGGCUCUCUUCCUUCCUCCAAAGAAUUAGAAUGUUUAAACUUCAGGAUUGUGUUAUGACUCCAAAUUAUAUAAUGACGCCAUGGCAUGAACAGAAAAUGGAAAGUAAAGAUACUGAAAAGAUAAAAACUAAGGGAAAGUUUCUUAAAACAUUUGUGCUGAAUAUUACCCUAAACAUGGCGUGGGGGGGGAGAUAAUAAAUGAUACCUGCUUCAAUAUUUAAUCCAAUUCAAAGGCAGAGAUACUAAGAGGUUUGGUAUUAGUUUCUGGCCCCUUCUGUACAGUUAGGCACAUCUAAAUUCUACUGAAAUCAGCUAGGUUCAUAUGCAUGUGACUCUGCAGGAUUUUUAGCUCAAAAUUAAACUCGAUGAUUUGAUUAAACUCCCAUAGUAUUAACUCCUUGAUCUUCACUCAAGCAACUCCUAAAAGUGAGCAGUGGAGAUGCUUCAGUUACAAGGCCAAAUCUUAGUUUAGGUGUAGCUUAGUGUUCUGUUAUAACAUUUAGUAAACCCAAAAUUCUGGCCUUAACAAAGGCCUGCUACAUAUAGUUUGGAAUCUUUAAUUAUUUCUUUGGUGUUGAUCUUUUGGGCCUCCUCUGAAAGGUGUGAAUAAUUAAAUUAGAAAAUGGAGGAAGAAAUAAAAAGGAUAAUAAGGGUGUGGGUACAUUUUAUUGUUUGUAUGUAUGAAAACAGAUUUUCAUUUUCUUUGUUGGACAGAGGUUAAUUUAAUCACAUUACUAUGCAUAAAUGAAAGAUUGCACAUCGAUUGUAUAGGAGCGUGUGUUUAUCAAAUGGGUAUUGUGUGCAAUUACAUUAAAAUCCAAUACUGUAUGUGAAUAUGGAUCUGUAUUUUUAAACUCCAAAUCUUACAAAACAACAUAAGCUGUUACUCCUAAUGACUUUUCCUACUGUAACCUGCUUUUUGAAAAGUAGAUUCCAUAUCCUUGCUUUGUAAGUUGAUCACUAUGCAUUUCUACACAUUUUAUAAAUUUGAUUUAUGCAGAUUUUGAUACACUGUAUGUUUCUGUAAAGACUGUAUAAAUCUUCAAAAGUUUUAAUAGGGAUGAAACUUGGGUAUCUUGUGUAUAUCUUAAUUCUGGGUUGCUUGUUUUUUAGGUGAAGAAAAUAAAUUAUAACUUGUGGGUUUAUUAUA